This is a messenger RNA of Neltuma alba, 1389 nucleotides long. Its product is annotated as 2,3-bisphosphoglycerate-dependent phosphoglycerate mutase-like. Gene Ontology annotation, molecular function: intramolecular phosphotransferase activity. The record is from RefSeq and is a predicted model, not a curated record. NCBI's taxonomy places the organism in Eukaryota, Viridiplantae, Streptophyta, Magnoliopsida, Fabales, Fabaceae. The transcript has 8 exons. Gene Ontology annotation, biological process: glycolytic process. Bases 201 to 1226 code for a protein of 341 amino acids.
GAAACCGCCACGCCACACUUUCGAUGCUUCCCGGCUUCUUUUCCCUUUCCAGUUUUACUUUGCUGUACUGCGUUUCAGUUCACGCAAUCGUUUCUUAAAGAAGAGGGGAAACAAAGAAAAGCAGAGUUCCAUCGUUCUCUCUGUUAAGAUUGUCUCGAGCGUUCUCAGUUUCAGCUUCUCCACCCCGUCAGCGAUCCAUUAUGGCAGCUGCUUUUUCUUACCAUUCCGUGGGGCUUCAUGGUUUGGGCUCCGAUGCUUCUAGCUUUUCCACAGGAUUAGGGAAUCUCUCUGUGAGAUUCCUCUCAAGGCAUUUGGAAGGCAAAACUGCACUUUUCCGAAAGGAGUUCCAUACAUCUCUCCAGCAUAAGCUGCACCUUAAUCAUGGAUCAAUAUCCUAUUCUUCUACUGCGGAUUCUACAUCAGUUAACGAUGUUCUUAAUAUUUGUCAGGACUCAUCAACUGAGUCUGCUUUGAUAUUGAUUCGGCAUGGCGAAUCUCUGUGGAAUGAGAAGAACUUGUUUACCGGAUGCGUUGACGUGCCUUUGACCAAGAGAGGUAUAGAAGAAGCAAUUGAAGCUGGUAAGAGGAUUAGCUAUAUACCAGUAGAUGUAAUUUUUACAUCUGCUCUGAUUCGAGCGCAAAUGACUGCUAUGCUUGCGAUGACUCAGCACCGCCACAAGAAGGUGCCCAUUAUCAUCCAUAAUGAGAGUGAACAAGCAAAAACCUGGACGCAGGUUUUCAGUGAGAAAACCAAGAAGCAGUCUAUUCCAGUUAUAACAGCUUGGCAAUUGAACGAAAGAAUGUAUGGGGAGCUACAGGGUCUAAAUAAGCAGGAGACUGCAGAAAGAUACGGCAAGGAGAAAGUGCAUGGGUGGCGUCGUAGUUAUGAUAUCCCCCCUCCCAAUGGUGAGAGCCUAGAAAUGUGUUCCCUGAGAGCCGUUGCCUACUUUAAGGAUCAUAUUGAACCACAACUUAAAGCUGGAAAGCAUGUGAUGGUUGCUGCACAUGGGAAUUCUCUAAGAUCCAUUAUAAUGUAUCUUGACCGAUUAACAUCACAGGAGGUCAUUAACUUGGAAUUGUCGACUGGGUUACCAUUGCUUUACAUAUAUAAAGAGGGAAAAUUUAUCUGUAGAGGAAGUCCUGUGGGGCCUACAGAGGCAGGUGUUUAUGCAUAUACUAAGACCUUAGCUGAUUACAGACAACACUUGGAUGAGAUGGCACAUUGAAGUUAUUGAUCCCUCUCACUUUUUCGGGUUAAAGGUGCGACAAUACUCCUAGAAAAUUCAUUUUUUGUUGCCAUAAUAGUUUGUUAUUCAACAGAGCCGAUACACAAUAUAGACUUCGAUAGAUAAGCAGAGUUGUGACCAUCUUUCUCACACAUAUUUGCAG